Chlamydomonas reinhardtii is the source of this 19253-nucleotide messenger RNA. RefSeq lists its product as uncharacterized. The record is from RefSeq and is a predicted model, not a curated record. Gene Ontology annotation, biological process: microtubule-based movement. Gene Ontology annotation, molecular function: dynein light intermediate chain binding; ATP hydrolysis activity; ATP binding. NCBI's taxonomy places the organism in Eukaryota, Viridiplantae, Chlorophyta, Chlorophyceae, Chlamydomonadales, Chlamydomonadaceae. Bases 149 to 18601 code for a protein of 6150 amino acids. The transcript is spliced from 57 exons. Gene Ontology annotation, cellular component: dynein complex.
ACAAAAGCGUCUACUUAGAUUACUCGGAACGCGAAUACCUGUCCAUUUUCAUUUGCAAGUUUGAAGGGCCGUAAGCUGAGCCCGGUCGUGUUCACAACGAUGAGUAUACAUACGGUGAAAUCAUGAGAGGUGGUAGCUAAGGGCAAGGAUGGAGCCACAGGACCCGAAGGAGCGUCUUGCGCGGACUAUCGCGGCCCUUGAAGCCGGUCAAUUCUCCCAGGGGGCUCAGAAUGCUCAGGAGGCGGUGCCAUGGGGCCUGGCCUAUGCCCUCGCGGUGCAGAAGGAGUCCGUGGGGGCCGGGAGGGCUGUGCGGGGCCUGGGGCCCCGGCCCAAGCACGGCCAGCACCCGGGCCCGUCAACGCUGCUCAAGCACCGCACGGGGGCAUUGGCAGCCGGCGAGGGCGCCGCCCCGGCCUUCGACCCCUUCGGCCGCACCACCACGCUGCUGACCAACCCCGUCGAGGCGUCGUGGCGCUCCACCAUUGCGGCCACCGUGCCAGAGCCACCGCCAAUCGCACAGGCGCCCGGGGUGCAGCCGCAGCCGUCGCACACGGGCAGCGGGGGCGGCGCUGGUGCGGCCGCCUCGCCGCGCAGCUCCCGCCCCUUAGCUCCCGCGGGCGCGGAAGGAGCAGUACAUGGUGGUGGCGGUAGCCCGCUGCGGCACACCGGUGUUGGCAAGCCCACUGGCGUGAAGCAGGGCGACUUCGUGCAGGCGGUGGCAGCUAACAUGGGGUGGGGCGGCAACCCCAUGCGGCUGGCGGAGGUGCCGGAGGCGUUCUGGCAGACGGUGUCGCCGGAGGUGCACUCGAAUAUCAAUGAGUAUCUGUUUGAGCAGGAGUAUGACCAGGAAAAGUACAUUGGCGAGCAGCUGGCAGACCUGCACGCCCGCCGCGGUGCACAAAUGACCAACAAGGUCGCCUCCGUGGCCGCUGCCACAGUAGCCGCCUCCGAGCCGCCCUUCCCGGACGGCCGCCCGCCACCGUCAGCCGGCACCGGCGCCGGCGUGGGCGGCCUGGGAUCGCCGGGCCGCCGCGUGAGUGGAUCCAUCUCACCGUUGCCAGGAGCAGCCCGCAGCUCGGUUGCGGGGGCGGUUGUGUCCGCGCCGGUGCAGUUUGCUGCCGGCGGGUUGGCGGCUUCGGGCGCGGCCAGUCGUGGCAGCAGCCCGUCGCGCACUUCGCGCGGCGGCACAGCGUCUAGCACAGGGCUUGGCGGUGGGCUGACGGGCACGACGCCGUUGCCGGGUGUGACGCCGCGACGCCCCGUGUCGCCUGGCGGCUCGGCACGCGGCCCCGUCGCAGGCCUGGGGCUGGCCCAAAGCACGUCCAUGCACACCAACCAGAUCGUGGCAGCAGCAGGCGCCGCCGCAGCGGCAGCAGCAGCUCACCCGGCCGUGGCGGCCACGCCCGCAGCUGCCGCUGCGGCCGCUGCGGGUGCAGGCAUCCGCGCGCCGUCGCCUGCGGGCUCACAUGCUGCGAACGGAGGGGCAGCUACGGCCGCAGGAGGCGGCGGCGGCGGUGGCGGGCAAGGCAGCGGCGGCGCCGGGCCCAACCGCGCGGCGCUGGUGGCGGCAGCGGCGGCAGUGGACCCGGUCAUGAUGAGCAAGUAUGCGGAGCAGCAGAUCUUGCGCAGCACCGUGGCGCUGUCGGCAGUGCUGUCGGCGGACCACACGGGCGUGCUGGGCCGGCCCGACACGGACCGCGGCGUGGGCGCGCACGCCGUCAGCCGCUGGUACCGCGCCGACGGCACCUUCGAGUGGCUGCCGUGUGUGAUUACGGCCGUGUCGGACAACGGAACCGCCUUCGCCAUUGAGUGGGACCAUAACCGCAAGACCAAGACCGUGUCCCGCUUCAACAUCCUGUUUGAGGGCGAGAGCGAGGACGGGCUGUCGGAGCUGCGCAACGCCGCGCUGGAGCACCAGCGGCGCCUGCAGCAGCAGCUGCAGUACAACGCCGCGCGCGACUCGGUGCCGCUGAGUGCCGCGCCCAUGCUCACAGACGACACGCUGGAGGGCAUCGUGCGGCGGCUGGGCAUGGACUAUUGGGACGUGCUGCCGCCGCUGCCGCAGCAGGGGCAGGACGGUGAGGAGCUGGGCGCACCGGCCAGCCCAGCCGCCGGCGCGGGGCGCAAUGCGGUGGCGGCGGCACAGCGCGUGGCGGCGGCGGCGGCGGCGGCGGGCGGGCGGUCCGUGCCCAGUGCGUGGUACGACGAGCUAGGGGAAGAUUCGGACGACUUUAUGGGCGCGGAUGGCGCGGAGCCGACUGGAAGCGGGGGCGAGGACGGCGGGGAUGACGGCGGUGCGUGGGAUGCGGCCUCCAGAGCGCCGUCGCACAGGACGGGCGUGACGCACCGCACCAGCCGCACCGCCAAAACGAACUACACAGCACGCACGGCUCGGACCGCAGCCACGGGGGCUGGGGGCAGUGGGGACGGGGCAGCGGACAGCGCAGCUGCGGCUGCAGAAGCCCGCGCAGCGCGUGCUGCGGCACGUCGCGCGGGUGCCGGCAGCAAGCGCCUAGCGGCGGGGCCGCCAGGCGGCUACGCGCAGCCGGCGCUGCGUCGCCGUCUGCUGGCGUGGCGGUACACGCAGCGCGCCUGGCGCAAGUCCACCACAGACGAGCCCGUGGAGCGCAUCCGGUCGCACCUGGAGGAGGCCCGCGUGCAGUACGCUGUGGCGCACAACCACCACGUCUUCCGCGUCAUGGCCACGCGCAUGUUCGGCGUCAACGGCGUGCCCGACAACAUCGAGGAGCUGCUCAUGGACAUCAGCCGCACCGCCAACACCGACGAGGACGACGGCGGACUGCUGGUGGUGCCCCGCCGCCCGCUGCACCCGCACGGCACGCCCUCCGCGCCCGGGCGAAGUGGCGUCGGCGCCGCCGGCCUGGCCGCGGCCAUGGAGGCACUGCCGCCGGGCCUGGUGCCGUGCAUGGCGGCGUUCACGGAGCCGGAGGACCCCACGCCGCCGCCGGGCGCGGCGGCGGGUGGCCUGGCGGCGUUGAGCGCCGGGUCGCUGUUGGCUGUGGGCCCCACGCUGCGCGCGCUGCAGCAGGCGUAUCAGUACCUGGUGGCCAUGCACACGCGCGACGUGUUUGCGAUGUCGCUCAUCCCCAUGCGCAAUAUCUUUGCGGUGCGCGCCGGCCGCGACACCCUCGCGGCCGAGUUCCAGGCGUUCAUGGAGACACGGCGGCGGCCCGUGGCGGCGGCGGCUGUCAGCAGCUCGGGCGGCGGCAGCUAUGCCGGCUUCGAGGGCGGGAGCCAGCCUGGUGACUCGAUCGACCUCAUCUCCUUCCUGAACAUCCAGGAGGGCGUGCGGAUUGAGGAGGUGCGUGACCUGCGCGCCCGCGUGUGCGAGCAGCUGGCUUACAUCAUCGCUGACGCAGCUGACGAGGCGCUGCGCAGCGCCGCGGCGGCGGCGGCGGCCGCGGCCGUGGCAGCCGUGGAGCGCGCCACGGGUCGCGUGCGCUCCAACAACCCCAACGGCAGCAACAGCCCCGGCAGCAGCCUCCGGCGCCCAGGAAGCGGCGGCGGGGCGUCCGGGCAGUUGCCCGGGCCGCAGCCCAAGUUCGGCACCGCCGCGCGCCAGGCGCUGCUGGCGCCGCCGCCGGUGUCGGCCGGCGCGGUCGCGACGGCUGCGGCCGCGGCUCACGUGGCGGCGUCGCAGGCGGCGUUCGACCCGCUGCCGUUCUUCCGCAUCACCUCCACCCUCAACGUGGCGCUCUUCUACAACCUGCGCACGUGGAUGCUAAAGGACCUGCAGGUGUAUGCCGCCGCCGUGGAGACGUACGGCACCCGCGGUACGGAUCUGUACUUGUACGAUGGUGUGCCGCAGCAUACGCCCCGCACGGCAGCGGGCAGCGCCGUAUCAAGCCGUACUGCCGGGGUCGAGACGGCUGACACGGGCGCCGUGGAGGCUGACGCCCUUCAGACGGCGGAAGGCGAAGCUGCUGGUGUGGAGCAGGCGCGCGGGCAGCGUGUGUCGAGGCCGUCGUCGCAGCAGGCGCCAGCGGCGUCGGGGACCGGCAGCAUCAGUGGCCACGGCUGCGCGCCGCUGUUCCACGUGACGCUGGAGGUGGUGGACGGCCACGUGCGUUUCCUGCCGCCGCUGGAGACCAUAAGCGCGCGGCUGCUGGAGUCGGUCACGCUGUCGCUUGACGAAGUCAACACGCUGCCUGGGCUCGAGGUCUCGCUGCGGCACACGCAGCGGGAGAAGUACCCGCACGUGGCCUCCGGCGCCGGCGGCGCCGCCGCGGUGGCGGCAGCCAUGGCCGCUGCGUCAGCCGCCGCAGCAGCGCAGGCGGCGGCCGCCGCGGCAGCGGCAGGGGCCUCCAGCGCAGAGGCGGCGGCGGCGGCCGCGGCUCCGCUGCUGGUGCCGUUCGAGGUGACGGCGACGCUCAAGAUGCCGCCUGUGCUCGACCUGCGCACACCUGAGGUGGUGGCGGCGCUGCACACCAUUGAGGCUGCGGCGGAGAGCAGCCGGCAGCGCUGCGAGGUGCUGCUGAUGAGCUUCCAGGAGCACACCAGCCUGUUGGGCGCGGAUGCGGACAUGCUGCACGCACAGCUCAACGUCAGCCGCCGCGCCGCCAACAUGAACGAGUGGAUCGAGGUGGUAGAAAAGUACAGCAACCAAGAGAAGUCCAUCCUGGAGCUGAUGCCCUCUGAGGCGUGGCUGGGCCUGGUGCGGCUGGACUGCCGCGGCCUCAAGGAGCACCUGGCCCGCCGCGCUCGCGGCCUGCGUGACAGCAUCCUGCGCUGGCUGCUGGCGGACGCCGUGGAUGCGGCUAACACCACCCUGCUGCGGCUGCGGGAGCCGGCCGAGGUGCUGGCCACUGGCGCUGUGGACCUGGCGGCGCUGCACAUGGUGCGGGAGCUGCUGCCGCGCAUCCCGGCCCUGGUGGGCGAGGUGGGGGGCUACCUCACCACCGUCAAGGUCAACAUGGCCAUCAUCGAGCGCUUCAAGCACCCGAUCCCCGACGCCGAGUUCUCGGACAUGUGGACGUCAAUGCGGCUGCCUGUCAUCUGCCAGGAGGCGGCGUCGGAGCGGCUGGCGCAUCUGCGAGACGACGAGGAGCGCUGCCUGGACCUGCUCAAACAGGACCUGGCAAGCUUUGCUGACGCCGUGGCCUUGCUGCGCAAGCGUGUGGCGGAGUGGCAGCGGCAUGCUGACGAGGAGCUGGUGGACAAGUACGUGGAGUCCUGCGCCAGGCUGGAUGCUGACCUCAUCUCCGCCAUUGAGCGGUCGCACGCGCUCAACCGCAUGGAGAUCCUGGCGGGCUGGGAGCAGAGCAACUUUGACUCGCUCACCGCGCUGCGCCGCCAGCUGCAGCCGUACGCGGACCUGUGGAAGCUGAUCCAGGGCUUUCGCGAGCAGUACCAGGUGUGGAUGUAUAGCCCGCUGUUCGGGUUCGACCUGGACAGCUUGGAGACCCGCGUGCCCACCUGGGCCCGGCUGGUGGCCAAGCUGGACCGAGAACUCAAGGGCGCGCCGCACGCCAUUGCUCGCAAGUACCACAAGCGCAUCUCGGACUUUGAGGCGUUCCUGCCGCUCAUACGAGCGCUGCGCACCAACGGCAUGCGCCAGCGGCACUGGGCGCGGCUGUUUGAGGAGUGCCAGGCGCUGUCGCGCUUGGACCGCGACAUCUGGACGCUGCACUCGCUGCUGCAGCUGCGUGUGCACGAGCACGUGGUGCUGGUGCGCGACCUGGCUGACGUGGCCGCGCGCGAGCUGACCAUCGAGCAGUCGCUGGACAAGAUUGACGCCGGCUACCAUUCGCUCACGCUCACGCUGGUGCCGGUGCCGGAGAGCGGCUAUGAGGACAUUGUGACGCUGGUGAACGGCGAGGACCUGCUGCGCUUCAUCGACGACGCCCAGCUGCGAGUGAGAGGCCUGAGCUCCUCCUUCUACGUGGGCCCGCACCGGGACUCGGUGACUGCCUGGGACGAGACGCUGAGCAGCGUGCGCCUGAUCUUGGAUGUGUGGCUGGAGGUGCAGAACCGCUGGAACCACAUCGCGCCGCUGUUUGGCGCACAGGCCUUCCACGAGCAGCUGCCGGAGGAGGGCAAGCGCUUUGAGGAGGUGACGAUGGACUGGCGCUCCUGUCAGGGCGUGGUGUGCAAGCACUGCAAGGUGUCGGAGCUGACGCGACACACGGGGCUGGCGGGGCAGCUGGGCGUCAUGAGCGCCAAGCUGGAGGGCGUGGCGCGCGGCGUCAUGGAGUACCUGGACGUGAAGCGCGCCGGCUUCCCGCGCUUCUACUUCCUGGGGAACCUGGAGAUGGUGGAGAUGAUGGUCGGCUCGCACGACCCCUCCGCUGUGGAGCCCUUCCUGCCCAAGUGCUUCCCCGGCGUCAAGAAGCUGGGCUGCGUCAAGCUGCCCUCGCCGCAGCACAGCCCCGCCCGGGACAAGCGCGCCGGCAGCCGCACCGACACGCCCACGGAGGGCCUGGUCGAGGGCGGCAGCAUCUCCAGCGAGCCGGCGGAGCCGGCGCCAGCGCCACCCGUGCCACCUAAGAAGCAAGCGGGAGGCGCGAACCCGGGGCUCGCCGCGUUCCUGCCUGGCUUCGUGCCCGGCGGCCACGCGGGCGUCGGCCCGGGAGCGGGCGCGCCCAAGGUGUGGGGCGGCCCACGCAUUGAGUCGCUCAUCAGCAAUGAGGGCGAGGUGCUCAACCUGAGGACCAUCGUGGACCUUCAGGACGGCCGCACGGGCAAGCGGCUGGAUGUGGAGUUCUGGAUGAGCGAGCUGGAGCGGCAGAUGAAGGCCAGCCUCAAGGAGACGCUGCGCUACGCGCUGGAGGCGGCGGGGCUGCAGGCGUUCGGGGCGUGGCUGCUGGCGUGGCCGGCGCAGUGCCUGCUGGCGUGCACCUCCAUCAACUGGUGCCGCGACAUUCACGACAUCUACCAGGCCGGUGCGCCGUUCGGCACGCCGCUGCGGCGCCUGGAGGACAUGCACCGGAUCCAGAUCCUGACGGUGGUGGAUCUGCUGCUGGGCGGCUCGCUGACGCCGCUGCAGCGGGGGCUCAUGGAGAACAUGAUCAUCACCAAGGUGUAUCACAACGAGGUGACGGCUCGGCUGCGUGAGCGGCGGCUGGAUACAGACCGAGACUUCGAGUGGGUCAAGGUGCUGCGAUUCUACCUCGAGGGCAACGACUGCAUCGCCCGCUGCGGCUACACCACCUACCCCUACGGCUACGAGUACCUGGGCAACACGCCGCGCCUGGUCAUCACGCCGCUCACGGAGCGCGCCUUCUCCACCAUGAUGGCCGCAGUGCACCUGCACUACGGCGGCGCGCCCGAGGGGCCGGCGGGCACGGGUAAGACGGAGACGGUCAAGGAGCUGGCCAAGUGCCUGGGCAAGCAGUGCGUGGUGUUCAACACCACAGAGCAGCUGGAGAGCGGCCACCUCACGCGGCUGCUCAUGGGCAUCAUAUCCACCGGCGCCUGGGCCUGCUUCGACGAGUUCAACCGCAUGGAUUCCGAGGUGCUGUCCGUGGUGGCGAAGCAGAUCAUGGUCAUCCAGACGGCGCUGGCGGCGGGGCAGCGCUACACCGUGUUUGAGGGCCGCACCAUGUUCGUCAACAGCACCCUGGCCAUGUUUGUGACCAUGAACCCCAUGUACGAGCACCGCUCCGUGCUGCCCUCCAACCUCAAGGCGCUGUUCCGCCCCGUGGCCAUGAUGGUGCCCGACUACACAAUGAUUGCCGAGGUGUCGCUGUACGCCGCUGGCUUCCAGUCGGCGCAGCUGCUGGCGGUCAAGCUGGUGUCCUGCCUCAAGAUCGCCUCUGACCGGCUUUCUGCGCAGCGGCAUUACGACUUCCAGAUGCGCACCCUGAAGAGCGUACUGCUCAUAGCUGCGCAGCUGAGGGCCGAGAAGGCGGCGGCGGCGGCAGCCGCUGCCGCGGCGGCAGCAGCCGCAGCAGCCGCGGCAGCCGCGGCCGCGGCAGCGGAGGCCACCAAGGGUAGCUCGCGGGGGGGCUCGCGGUCUGCCUCUCCUGCGCCAGGACCACCUGUACCCGCGCCGGUGCCGACUCCGGAGGCGCGCAGCCGCGCCAAGGACAAGGAGCCGCCUGUGGGGCGACUGAGCGAGACGGAAGAGGCAGCGCUGUGCAAGGUGGCGCUGCUGCGCUGCAACAUGAGCAAGCUGCAGGCCGACGACAUCGGCAUCUUCACAAGCGUGGUGGACCGGGAGUUCCCCGAGGCUCCGCCCUCCGACCCGCUGCACCAGACCAUCGAGCAGCACCUGCACCAGGCCGCCACCUACGUGGGCAAGCAGGCCACGCCCGACCUGGUGCUGCGCGCGCUGCAGCUCCACGACAUGCUGUCCAUCCGCACCGGCAUCCUGCUGCUGGGGCCGCCCGCCUGCGGCAAGACCGCCACCUGGAGCCUGCUGCAGCUGGCGCUCAGCCGCAUGGACGAGGCGGCAGGCGGGCGGCCGGUGGAGGUGCAGGAGAUCUUCCCGCGCGCGGUGCACCCCAGCCACCUGUACGGGUCGUACAACACCACACACCAGCACUGGGCGGACGGCGUGCUGACGUCGGCGCUGCGCGCCGCCUGCAGCCGCAACGCGGCGGGCGGCCGGUCGUGGCUGAUCCUGGAUGGCCCUGUGGACAGUGUGUGGAUCGAGGCGUUGAACCCGGUGCUUGAUGACAACCGCACGCUGUGCCUCAGCAGCGGCGAGAUGAUGCCGCUGCGCGACGGCGUCAGCCUGCUGGUGGAGACCGACUCCAUCACACAUGCCUCGCCCGCCACCGUCAGCCGCUGCGGCGUGGUGUUCAUGGCGGCGCCGCCCGACCUGUGGCGCGCACUGCUCGACUGCUGGCUGGCGCGGCUGCUGCCGCCUGUGUCCGAGUACGCGGGCAAGAUCCGCGCCACCAUCGCCUCGGUAUUCCCUGACCUGCUGCGUGCCUACACCGACACGCCCGCCGACGGCGACGCCGCGCUGCCGCGCCACCAGCCCACCACCAUCAUGGCGGGCCUGCUGCGGCUCAUGGACGCGUUGCUGUCGCAGUACUGCCAGCCACGCGCCUCGGAUGCAGGCGACAGGCCGCUGCAGGCGCGCAUUGAGGCGGCGAUGCUCUUCUCCACCGCAUGGGCCUUCGAACCGUCGCUGCCGCAGAAAUCCCGUCCCUUCUUCAACAUCCUCUUGCGCCAGCUGAGCAACCGCAGCAUCGUGUACGAGAGCGUGCGCAACGGCGUGUCGGUGGAGGUGCGGUCCAUGGGCUUCCACGUCAGCCUGCCGCCCGAGGGCAGUGUGUACGACCUCAUGUUCGACUUUUCCGCGCUCAAGUGGGUCAGCUGGCAGGAGCACCUGAAGCUGCUGUCCGACUUCACGCGGCUGUCCAUGACACCCGGCGCCUUCAUCCCCUUCGGCUUCCAGUCCCUGAUCGGCAGCUCUACAAACACGGGUGGCAGCAGUGGCCCCGGCGGCUCCGCGCGCGCCUUCAUCCUCACAGCCGACACGCUGCCAGCCAUCUACCUGCUGCGGAUGCUGCUGACCGCCCGGUCGAACAUCCUGGUGUCUGGGCCCUCAGGCGUGGGCAAGACCUCGAUGCUGAAUGCGCUGCUGCACAGCGCGAAGGACUGGAUAGCACAGAAGAAAGCGGCAGAUGACGACGACGAUGACCAGAGCACCGCAGCGGGAGGGACGGCGGCGGGCGCAGCGGCGGCUGACGGGGAGGGUGCAGCGGAGGAGGAGCCUGCGCCUGCAGACGCGGAGGAGGCGCCGCCUGCACCUUCAGGCGACGGCGAGAGCACGCUGGCUGGUGACGACCUGUCGGCCGCCGCCGCCGUGGCCAGCAGCACCGGCACCGGGUUGCUCAGCGGCCUGGGCGCCAAGUCCCGCAACGGCCGGGAGGCCGAGCCCGUCAGCCCCUUCGACAUCAUAUACCUCACGCUCAGCAGCCAGAGCUCGGCGCGCGGGCUGAAGCGCAUGCUGGAAGGGCUCUUCACGCGGCGGCGCAAGAUGGUGCUUGGGCCGCCCAUGGGCAAGACGGCGGUGCUGUGGGUGGACGACCUGAAUGCCGCGGGCCGGGAUGCGUUCGACGCGCAGGCCGCGGUGGAGGUGCUGCGGCAGUGGACCAUCUGCGGCGGCUGGCACGACGAGGAGAGCAGCCGCACGAAAGACGUGGUGGACACGUGCCUUCUGGGCUGCGUCACCACCUCCGCACACGCCAAGCCGUUCCCACGCCGCUUCCUGUCGCACCUGGCAAUGGUGGCGCUGCCGCCCAUCAGCCAGACGGGCUUCCACGCCAUCUUCACAGACAUGGUCCGCCGCAACAUGUCCACCGUCACCACCAUGCCGGUGGCACUGGUGGGGCUGCUGGUGGAGGCCACACUGGACUUGUACCGCAAGGUGGUGGGCGAGCUGCUGCCUACACCCGCCAAGCCGCACUACGUCUUCUCCAUCCUGCACGUCUCACAAGUCUUCCAGUCAAUCUUCCACGCCACGCGGCCCAGCCGGGGCACCCCUGAGCAGCUGGUGCGGGUGUGGCAGCACGAGUGCCUGCGCGUGUUCCACGACCGCCUCACGGAGGCGCCCGCCCGCAAGUGGAUGACGGAGACGGUGCAGGAGGUCACCAACCACUUCCUGUCCGAGUACGCGCCCUCUGCGGCGCCUGACCCCUCCGAGAUCCUGCUCUGCACCUUCGCCACCUCCGCCGGUGGCUACGAGCUGACGGAGCACGUGUUGCGGCGCAGCGCGGACGCCGACACCGCAGCCGGGGAGGGCGACAUGGACGUGCCGGACGGCGGCCCUGUGGACCCCGGAACGCCGGGCAGCAGCCGCAAGCGUGCCGGGUUCGAGGAGGGUGGCGCGGCCUCGCCCUCUGGGCCAGCCAGCCCCUCCGGCGCCGCGGCGCUCGCCCCCAGCCCCACCAAGGCCCGCGCCACUGGCGGCCUGCUCCGUGUCUCUCUUGAGCAAAACGCGGCCGCGGCGGUCGCCGCGUCCGGCGGUGACCCGGCCUCUCCCUCCCCUGGUGGCAUCAGCCGCCGCGACCCUCGCGCCAGCGAGGACGCGCCCGGCACGCCCACGACGCCCAUGCCUCAGAUGAAGGGCGACGCGCAGCUGGAGCGGCUGUACGACAUGGGCGCGUGGGUGGACGACGGGCGGCCCAUGCGCGCCGUUAUUGAGGAGCGGCUGCUGCUGGUGGCGCAGGAGUUUGCGGACCAGUUCGCGGGCGGCCGCGGCCCGGGGCAGGACCCGGUGUUCGUGUUCCGCAAUGCGCUGAUGCACCUGGCGCGCAUCUCGCGAGUGCUGUCCAUGGACCAGGGCCACCUGAUGCUGCUGGGCCCGCCCGGCUGCGGCCGCCGCACCCUGGCCAAGCUGGCCUCCCACAUGUGCCGCUGCACGCUGCUGGAGGCCAAGCUCAAGGACGAGCAGAAGGGCUUCGCCUGGCGCGACAUGAUCAAGACCGCGCUGCUGUCUUCGGGCGUGCAGGGCCGCCCGGUGUGCCUGCUGCUCGUUGACAUGGGCCGGCCCUGCAGCCGCAUGUUGGAUGACGUGGACCAGCUCAUGAGCACCGGCGGCCUGCCCAACAUCUUCAAGCCGGAGGAGCUCACAGGCAUCGCACAGCAGCUCAAGCCCGUGGCGCGCGCGGCGGGGCUCGUGUGGACAGAGUUCGAUCGCACAGGCGCCAGCGACAACGUGCUUCGGCAGUACUUUGUGGAGCGCUGCCGCGCCAACCUGCACUUCGUGCUGGUGGUGGAGGGCGAGCCGGCGGCGCUGCAGCGCAAGGUGGUGGCGUUCCCCAAGGUGUUCCAGCGCGUCACCGUCAACGCGGUGGACGAGUGGGACGAGGAGGCGCGCAUGCAUGUCGCCGAGCGCUUCCUCAUCAGCCCGGAGCAACUGGCGGUGGAGCCCGAGGCGUGGAGCCGAGUGCUGCGCUGCGCCGUGGACAUGCAUGGGGCGCUCAAGCCGCACGUGACCAAGUACAACGCUCGGGCCGGCUACAACACCGCCUUCGGCGCCACGGCGGUGCACUUCCUGCGACUCCUGCGCCUGCUCAGAGCCAUGGUGCCGCACCGGCGGCAGGUAGUGUCCACAGCGCGGCACAAGUACCUGCAGGGUGUGGCCAAGAUGAUGGACAUGCAGGACAAGCUGUCCGCGCUCAAGGGCCAGAUAUCAUCCAUGGCUCCGGAGCUGGAGCGCAGCCGUGGCGAGGUGGAGGCGCUGAUGCUGUUGAUCGGCCGCGAGAAGGCGGAGGCGGAGGCGGCUGUGCAGCGCUUCAUGCCGGCGGAGGAGGCGGCCAUGGCGGCGGUGGCGGAGUGCGAGGCGCUGCGGGUGGCGUGCGACGCAGCGCUGAGGGACGUGAUGCCGCCGCUGCAGGCCGCGCUGCGGGAGCUGCGGCGGAUUGACAAGAGCUCCAUUGCCGAGCUCAAGGUCAUGCGCAGCCCUCCCCAGGGCGUCAAGCUGGUGCUGCGAUGCAUCUGCAUCAUGCUGGGGCGCAUCCCGCCGCUGGUGCAGGAGAAGGAGGCCCGCGCCGCGCGGUCCACCUCGCCGGGGCGCACCGUGUCACCGGGCCGGUGGGGAGGCGUGCGCACAGGGGUGGGCGGCGCGGGCGAGUCGGCGCCGGAGGAGGACCCGGCCGUCACUGACGCCUGGUGGUCCGAGUCCAUCAAACUGCUAGCGGACUUCCAUUUCUUGGACAUGCUGCUGGGGUACGACAAGGACUCGAUGACGGAGGAGGUGGCGGCCAAGGUGGAGGUGUUCGUGGCGGACCCCAUGUUCGACCCCGUGGCGAUGCUGCGCGUGUCCCAGGCCGCCGCCACCAUCUGCAAGUGGGUCAAGGCCAUGGACGCCUUCCAGAAGGGCCGCAAGCUUGUGGAGCCGGCUCGUGAGGCGCUGCGCCAGUCCGAGGAGCGGCUGAAGGACCAGGAGGGCCUGCUAGCGGAGAACCACCAGCGCCUCACGGCCAUGAGACAGCGCAUCGUGGAGCUGGAGGAGAAGCUGGACCAGGCGCAGGACAGCCGCGACCGCCUGGACACAGACAUGGCGCAGGCGCAGCGCAAGAGCGAGCACGCGCAGCGCACCAUCACCGCCGUGGUGCACGAGGUGGGCCGCUGGAAGAGCAACGCCGAGCUGCAGGAGCGGCGGCACAGCGAGGUGCUGGGCGAGGUGUUGCUCAGCGCCGCGCACAUCGCCUACCUGGGCCCCGUCAGCGGCACCAUGCGCGUGCACGUGGAGGAGGACUGGCAGGAGCUGCUCAAGGGCGCGGGCGUGGUGGCGCCGCGGCCCUUCCGCCUGGCGGACGUGCUUGCGGGCCCGGCGCAGCAGGACACCUGGCGCGACUCGGGCCUGCCGCACAGCCGCACCGCUCUUGAGAACGCGGGCGUUAUGGCGGCGUGUGGCGGCUGGGUGCUGCUGCACGACCCCCAGGAGCUGGGCCACCGCUUCAUCAAGGGCUUCUAUGGCGGCGACGUGUGGCUGCAGGGCAUCGGCGGCCGGCCGGUGGUGACGUUUGUGGUGCUGGACCAGUCCGACCCCAACUACACCGAGCAGCUGUUCAGGGCCGUCGAGACUGGCGCCACGGUGCUGCUGGAGAACUUUGAUGACGACAUGGACGACAUCACGGAGCAGCUGCUGCAGUGCCGCCUGGUGGGCGACACGCGGGGGGCCACCGCCAUACGGCUGGGCGACAACUCCAUACCCUACCACAAGGACUUCCAGCUGUUUGUGACCACGCGGCUGCGGUCGCCCCGCUUCCCUGCCGACGUGCUGCGGCACGUGACGGUGGUGAACUUCUCCAUCACGCGCGGCCAGUUGUGCGAGCUGCUCAUCACCGCCACGCUGCGGCACGAGAUGCCGGACCUGGAGUCGGAGCACCUGGUGCUGAUGCGGCAGAGGGCCAAGGGCGAGGCAGACCUGGCGGAGCUCGAGGACCUGGUGCUGCAGUCCAUCACGGACACCAGCACCGAGGAGCUCCUGGAGGAGAGCCACGUGUACCAGCUGCUGCGCACACUGCAGGAGUCCACCGAUGCCAUCAAGGCCAAGGUCGCCCGCAUUGAGGAGUCGCAGAAGGCCAUCAGUGUCGUGCGCGCCGACACAGAGAAAUACUUUGUGGCGCGUGUGGUUCCCUUCUUCUUCUGCCUGGCAGACCUGGCCAACGUGCGCCACACCUACCAGUUCGGGCUGCACUGGUUCAUGCGCCUCUUCAAUGACGCGCUGGUCACGUGCCUGCGCAACAGCACAGGCAAGGCGAGGCUGGCCAGUCUGACCAUGCACUUCACCACCAUGUUUUACACCAACGUCAGCCGCUCGCUGUUCGAUGACGACAAGCUGCCCUUCGCGGUGAUGAUGAUGGUCCGGUUCCUGGAGGCGAGCGGCUACGUGACCAAGGACGAAGCCAACCUGCUGUUGUUCGGCCGCGCCACCGACUCCACCUACACCGCCAAGCCCACCUUCAUGCGCCUGGCCUCCGCGCGCGCCGGGCUGGGCCGCAUUGGCCGACGGCCUGGCGGCGGCAGCGGUGCCGGAGGCGGCUCCCGCCGCAGCACUGCCAGCGGCAGCGGCGCGGCGCCCGCAGGCAGCCGGCGCCGCUCCUCCGGCGUUGCCGGGUACACGGCGCCUGGCGGCCAGGCCUCCAGCCAUCACCUUGCUUCAGGGUCGGCUGGCGGAGCCGGGGUGCCGGGCGACCUGGGCAGUGAGGCGUCGCUGGCGGCGGGGCGGGGCCGCGGGACCCUCGACGUGAUCGGCGAGGGGUCGGAGGAAGCGCUGAGGCCGCAGGAUACCAUGCCCGAAGAUGAGGAAUCGCGGCGCCAGGCAACGGGGCAGGAGGGCGGCACGGGCACGGAAGGUGAGGGCGAGGAAGAGGACCGUCAGCACGAGGAGCAGGAGGAGGGCGGCGGCAGCGAGGAGGGCGAGGAGGAGGAGAGCAUGUUUGUGCUCAGCCUGCCACCGCAGCUGGCAGCACAAGCCCGGCAGUCCAUGAAAAGGAUGGCGGCGCCCGCGGCGCCGCGCUCGCACCGCCCGUGGGUGGGCGACGCGCCGCUUACCGCCGUCGCCUCCGACUCGCCACGAGAAUCCAUCUUCCGCACACACAAGGACGGACCCGAGUCCAACCCCUUCAAGGAAGAGCCCAGCGGCGGGAGUGCUGCUGCAGAGGGCUCCUCCGCGUCUGCUGCCGGGCCGGCGGCGGAGGGCAGCGGUCUGUCUCAGGAGCCGUCCGCGGCAGGCCUGGCCAGCGGCAGCAGCGGCUCGCAGCAGCAGCUGGGCGAGGUGCCUGCUGACGUGGACCCACUGAGCGCCAUGUUUGUGAGCCGCAGAGGCGGCAAGGCCGCAGCCACCAGCCGGCUGGCCCGCGCCGCCGGCGCUGCCGGCUCUGCGCCAGAGCCUUCAAACGGCGGCGCAGAUGGCAGCAACGGAGCGCUUGGUUCACAGAUCAGCUUUGUGGGCCUUGCCAAGGAGGGCUCGGGUGCGGUUACGCCACCGCUGGGCUCUGCCCGUGGCGUCCAGCCCGGGGCUGAUGGUGGCGCCGCCGGCGCAGACGUCAUCGCCGUCAACCCCAGCUUAUCACUGCUGGCCGAAGAGGCCAGUGGCGGCAGCGGCCGCACCAAGCGCCUGUCGGGGCUGCUGCCCACACUGCUGUCCAACGACGCCUCGGCGCCGGCCUACAUGCCUGAGCAGCUGCGGCCGGAGUGGAUGCCGGAGGAGAGCUGGUCGCGGCUGCGGGACCUGGGCAAGCUGCAGCCCUACAACCGCGUGCUGCCGCAGCUGUUCGGCAACGGCGAGAGUGUGGAGGCCAUGCGGACCUAUUUCGAGGCGUUGUCCGCCCUGGAGAUCCCCUCCCUGGCGCCCCGCCUGGACGGCGCGCCGGCUGACCCCAUCGCCAACCCGCCGCACCCGCGCCUGCGCGAGCUCAACACCUUCCAGCGGCUGCUGGUGGUGCGCUGCCUGCAGCCGCGCGGCUUCGUGGCCGCCGCGCAGGCCGCCGUGCGCGAGUACCUGGGCCCCGCCUGCGUGGCCAACGAGCAGAUGGUGGACUUUGACGCCAUUUUCGCCGUGACCGAGUCCACCAUGCCCAUCGUGCUCAUCAGCUCCUCCGACCACACGCUGCCCUUCCUGCAGCAGUUCGCGGACAGCCGCGGCAUCAGCGUCAUGCACAUGGCCAUCGGCCGCGGCCAGGGCGCCGCCACAGACCGCCUCAUCCGCGCCGCAGUGGGCACGGACCGCUGGGUGAUCCUGGAGAACAGCCACCUGGCCGGCGACUGGAUGCCCAGCCUGUGCCGGCUGGUGCAGGCGCUGCCGCUGCUCAAGCCCAACAUCCAUUUCCGGCUGUGGCUGACCACGGCGCCCACCUCCGCCUACCCCGACAUCAUCCUGCAGGCCAGCCUCAAGCUUGUCAUGGACCCGCCGCACGGCAUCAAGGCCAACCUGCUGCAGGUGAUGAGCCAGCUGCCCGUCGAGGUGUCCUCCAACAGCCGCUUCGCGCAGCAGUCGCUGCCCAGCUAUGGCACCGACCCGCCCCCCGGCGCAGACCCCAGCAACGACGUGAUAGGGCGCAAGGUCACCAUCCUGUCGCCCGACUGGAAGCAGCUCAUGCUGCGCCUCUGCCUCUUCCACGCCACGCUCACGGAGCGGCUGCAGUACCGCUCGCUGGGCUGGCGGCGGCCGUACGACUUCACCGCCGCCGACAUGCUGAGCGCCAUCAGCCAGGCCAUGUCCAUCGUGCACGGCAGCGGCGGCGCCGCCGACAUCGACGCCGCCAUGUCGGGCUUGCAACACGUGGUGGGGCAGUGCCUGUACGGCGGCAAGGUGACGCACGACUGGGACCGCCGCCUGCUGGGCUGCCUGCUGGCGCAGCAGCUGGCGCACCUGCAGCUGGACCCCGCGGCCGCUACGGUGGAGUCGCUGCUUCCGCCGCGCCUGGCGGCAUGCAGCACAGACCUGUUCCUAGUGGCCAAGGAGGUGCGCAGCCUGCCGCUGUCGCGGGAUGACCCCCGGCUGGUGGGACUGCCGCCCGGCGCGGCGUCGGUGCGCGCCGCGCAGUUCACGCGGCACGUGCUGGACACGCUCAAGCGCGUGCAGCUGCUGCGCAGCACGGCCGGGCACGAGGAGGCGGCGGCGGACCUGACGCGGCCGCUGCAGCUGGCGCUGAGUGUGUGCCAGGACCUCAUGAAGCAGCUGCCCGCCACGCCGCUGCCCGCGUCGCGGAGCGGCUGGGUGGCGCUGGUGGGCGCGGCUGGCGGCAGUGGCAACACGAUCGGGCCGACAGGCGGGCCGGGCGGGGCCGCGUCACCGACGCCGCGCAGCGGGCGGCCGCCGGGCGGUGCGGCUGCAGGAGGUGGUGCUGCUGGUGGUGCAGGCGGUGCAGGCGGCUCGGGCACAAGCGACUCUACAGCUGCGGCCGAGGAGCGCGCGCGGCGGCGGGCAGAGCAGCAGCAGGCGGCGGCGGCCGCAGCAGCCGCGGCGGCUGCCAUGCACAUCCCGCGCUACAAGGCCAUGAAGAUGACGGAGGAGAUGAGCGAUGCGGCGUUGGAGCGCUGGCAGGCGCUGUCGCCGGUGCUGCAGCGCGCCAUGGUGCAGGUGUUCAGCGACGAGGUGGGCAGCUACGCCGCAGUGCUGACGGCGGUGCACGAGUCCAUCCGCACAGUCAACGCCGCCAUCAAAGGCUACGAGAGCGUCAGCGACAGCGUGGCGGAGCUGGUGACCUGCCUGGCGCAGGGCUCGGUGCCGCGCUCAUGGCAGAGCCUGCGCUGCGAGCUGUCGGGCGAGAACGUGGCGGUCUGGUUGUCGGACCUGCAACAGCGCCUGGAGUUCCUGUACGAGUGGGCGGUGGAGGGGCCGCCGCUGGCGGUGCCACUGGGCAUGCUCAGCCGGCCGCGCAGCUUCCUGACGGCGGUGCAGCAGAGCUUCGCGGAGGCGCUGGGGCGGCCGGUGGGGCAGGUGGUGCUGGAGCCGGCGCUGCUGCAGCAGGACGAGGAGCAGGUCAUGCCCAGGGACCGCCUGGCGCUCAUGGGUGCACACGCGCUGGCCACCACGCCGCUAACGCUGGCGUCGCCGCUGCCAAUCCACAGCAACAGCGAUGCCAGUGCCGGCGGCAGUGGCAGCAGGAUGAGCACGCCGCCUGGCGGCGACACCGGUGGCUUGGGCACGCCGCCUGGUACCGCCGAGGGUGGUGUGGGCGCGGCCGCGGGCACGUACACCAAGCUGAUGCUGAGCGAGGCGCUGAGCGAGGGCUGCCUGGUGACGGGGCUGGUGUUGCAAGGCGCCCGGUGGGAUCGUGCCAAGCGCUGCCUGGCGGAGCCGGAGCCGGGCGUGCUGCACAGCGCCAUGCCGCUCCUGUGGCUGCGAGCCACCUCCGCGCCUGCGGUGCCGCAGCUCACGCGUGCGCUGGCACUGCCCGGCGCGACCGUGCCCACCCGCAUCGGCGACCGCUACGUUUGCCCGGUGUUCAAAUUCGUGGCGGGCUUCAGCAGCAGGUCCAGCAGCAUGCUGGCGGACAGCGACGACUGCCUGGCCACGCUGCUGCUGCCGGCGGGCCCGCGGCGCCCCGAGUUCUGGGCGGCUCACAACGUGUCCGUCACCGCACACGCCGACCCUAGCGCGGUGCUGGAUGUGGUGGCGGCGCCGCGGCUGCCGAAGGCGGCAGGCGCUUCGUCGUCUGGGAACUAGCGCUAGUGCGGCAUAGAUGCGCUGGAACUUGGGGGAGGCGGAGCGUGGUGCGGUGUGCAGGCGAGGGAAGCAGCACAGACUACUGCACAGGGACGAGCAGACGGAGCGGGAGGAGGAUUAGGAAGGAGCCAGGAGGGCUCAGAGGGCUGGGGAUAAAGAAAGCAGGUCAAGAACUGUAAAACGAACGCCGAGGUUUCGUUUGAUUGCUGGGAGAAACCAUUGAUCUAGUGGUGUUGCUUUGCAUGCGCAUUUAGAUGGUUUGGCGUCGGGACCACAAUGUACAGACGUUGAGCAAAGUCGUGGCGCUGAUGCGGGUGCAAGCGUGUGGCUCGAUUAUGAUUGCGGCAUUAAGUGGAGAGCUUAGCGGGAAGUAAGCGGUGCGCGCUGCGGGGGGGAUGCUGACUGCGAAGGAAGAUGCGGCACUGACAUGGGCCCAACUGCUGAAUAACCGGCGCCGCAACCUGGCUAUGAUAGCAUGGAAGCGGCCGGGAUGGCUGGCCCUGGCCCAGGACUAGGGAGUAAACUAGGAUGAUGCAGGCACGCUUUCAUGUUGGCGUUUUAGUGGAGUGUGCAAAACUGGGCCCGGGCACCCCCUGCGGCCUGCCUGGACCGUACGAACGCAAGGCCCUGCUUGUAGUACGUCGCGAUGCGC